CACCUCGUCCUGAUACUCCUAUGCCGACAGCACGCCUAUCUACACUGAACAAUGCUUCACACGCUGAAGUUGCUUCUCACGCCUACAAUGACCAUAUCCCGACCCUGCUCCAGCUAUGUGUCCCGGAUGAGGUAUCUGAUGAAGCUGAAGGAAGAUGAUGAAGUGUGUCGAGGAGCACUGCAGUCUGGAAGCUUAUUUCUUUAUCACAAACUUGCCCCACUGCUGCAGAAGAACAAAAAUGGUAUAUACCAAAUGCCAGCUAUAAAGACCUCAGAGGUACAGGGAAUUCUGGAGAAGUUGGGCAAGGACAAACAACUUGUGGAUGAGUCUGUCCUUAUUGGCUGCACUGAAGAAAAUGAGGCCCAGUUUUCCUUGGACCUUGGUGAGAUAGAGCAAAGUGAAGUGGAACAGCUUUGUGGAGGGGUCUUUGUGGAUCUUAGGAAAGCCUUCUUUCUGUUGAGGGCACAUGAAGCUCCACUUGUUGCCAAAGGCCAGGCUCUUCUGAGAUGGCACCAGAGCCAUAAGUUCUGCAGUGCCACUGGACAGCCCACUUUCAGAAACCAGUCUGGCAGUCAGAGAGUGUGCCACAGUAGUGGUUUCACCUACUACCCUAUGAUGGCACCAGUGGUGAUUGUGCUGGUGUCAGAUGGAAACAGAUGUCUGUUGGGGCGACAGGCCACCUUCCCGCCGGGCAUGUAUAGUGCACUGGCAGGUUUCUGUGACAUGGGUGAAACUGUGGAGGAAACUGUGCACAGAGAGAUAGCGGAGGAGGUGGGUUUAGAGGUUCAGUCCCUACAGUACUCUGGCUCUCAGCACUGGCCUUUUCCUCAGAGCUCCUUCAUGGUGGCUUGCCAUGCCACUGUUAACCCAGACAAAACCGAGGUCAGUGUGGAUAAGGUGGAGUUGGAUGACGCUCGUUGGUUCACUCUUGAAGAAGUUACAGAGGCUCUUCAGAGGAAGAAACCACCACGUAACCCUAAAGGGGAACCACCCACAUUCUGGGUCCCACCGAGUUACGCCAUAGCUAAUCGACUCAUCUCUGAAUGGGCCCAGCAGCAACAGUUAAAAUUGAAACGGAGUUAACAGAGACCUGUAACUUACUGAAUUUACCCAGGCGAUAUGUAGACAGUUUGUAUUGCUUUACCUCUUUAUUCAGACAAAAUAGACCAGUCACUUGAUUUUUAAGUUUUAAAACUUUAAAAGUAAGAUCUGUGGCCAUUGUUUAUGAAAUGACUACAAACCAGCUGUUAUAUGGACAGAUCAGGCCACAGAACACUGUUGUUUGUGAAGGAGACUGUGGAGUGAAGCACCUAAACUAUAUAAAUCCUUAUUAAGUCUGUAAAAAUUCUGAAAACUA
Messenger RNA from Chanos chanos (milkfish), 1357 nucleotides. RefSeq names its product nudix (nucleoside diphosphate linked moiety X)-type motif 13 (gene nudt13). The coding region runs from base 52 to 1083 and encodes 343 amino acids. Gene Ontology annotation, molecular function: metal ion binding; hydrolase activity. The record is from RefSeq and is a predicted model, not a curated record. Lineage: Eukaryota; Metazoa; Chordata; Actinopteri; Gonorynchiformes; Chanidae. The transcript has 9 exons.